GCAGCCAGAGGCCUUCCUCUCGCACAUGACCAGCCCCAGGAUGAUGUCGCUGUGCUUCCUGGUGCUGCAGAAUACCAGCUUGGUGUUGGUCAUGCGCCAUGUGCGGGCGCGGAAGGAUAGGGAGAUGUUCCUCGCGUCGACCGCCGUCACGAUGGACGAGUCCCUGAAAUUCGCGGUCUGCCUGUGCAUAACCCUCUUGCAGCUGUCCUCUGGCAGCCUGCCGAGAGGGGGAGGCUCCGUCGCUUCCGCCUUCCAGAGGCUCGUGCUCACGAGGGAGGGCGCCAUGAUGGCGAUCCCGGACACGAUGGACAGCGGCGCCGAGAAGGGCAGAAACCCCAUCGUUGUCGCGUACAUCCGCAUCCAGAACAUGGAGGGCAUCUCCAGCAUCUCCAUCCCUCCAGUCCCCAGCUCGUGGACGAGGGCAGGGGCUUUACCGAUGGGCACGUCGAGAGUAGCCGCUCUAUCGAUCCACGAUAGGGAGGGCAGCGCUGCCCAGGGUGGAGGCGGCGUGGUCACCAUCGACGUCGAGAGCGGUGGCCUCAGCGAUAGCAUAACCCCCACGCUCCAGGACAAAAAGAACCAGUUGAGCCGCCAGCCGUAG
Molecule: messenger RNA, 601 nt
Organism: Prorocentrum cordatum
Lineage: Eukaryota; Dinophyceae; Prorocentrales; Prorocentraceae
Source: the annotation of a GenBank genome assembly